AUGGCUAAUAUUUUCAGACGCAAUUUUAGUGUCCUAGACAUAUCUGGCAAAAUUUAUAUGUCUUGGACACUAGACGCAAAAAUACAUUUAAAUGCAAUGAGUUUGAUAGAUACCAUUAAAAAUGAUAAUAAGACAUCAGAUCAAGAUAAGGACAAGGCCAUGAUAUUUCUUUGUCAUCAUCUUGACGAAGGGUUAAAAAUGGAGUACCUCACGAUCAAAGAUCCCCUUACAUUGUGGAACAAUUUAAAGGAAAGAUAUGACCAUCUGAAGAUGGUCAUACUCCCACAAGCUCGUAAUGAAUGGACCUAUUUAAGGUUCCAGGACUUUAAAAAUGUAACUGAAUAUAAUUCUGCGAUGUUUAGAAUUAAAUUGAAGUUUGAUUUAUGUGGGGAAAGUAUGACGGAUCACGACAUGAUAGAGAAAAUACUUUCUACUUUUCACUCCUCGAGUAUGGUCUUGCAGCAGCAGUACCGAGAAAUGGAUUUCAAAAAAUAUUCUGAAUUAAUUGGUCAUCUUCUUGUUGCUGAACAACAUAAUGAUCUUUUAAUAAAAAAUAAUAAAACUUGGCCUCCUGGUACUGCUCCAUUUCCAGAAGAUAAUCGUCUUGCAAUAAACAAUAACCCUCAGCACCAGCUGUGCAAAAAAAGGGGUAAAGCUCCUGAAGUAGCACCAAGGACGAACCCUGAAAAUAGAUGUUAUCGAUAUGGAGGAAAGGGGCACUGGGAGCGUACCUGUCGUACGCCUAAGCAUCUAGUAAAACUAUAUCAGACGUCCCUGAAAAAGCCAGAAAAUGAUGUUGAAACAAACUUCCUCCUAGAAGAUAAUGAUGAGCCUAUGGACUUGAAAAUGUCAGAUUUCUUUGCAGUUCCUGAAGAAUAA
This is a messenger RNA of Capsicum annuum, 879 nucleotides long. RefSeq lists its product as uncharacterized. The transcript is spliced from 2 exons. The record is from RefSeq and is a predicted model, not a curated record. Bases 1 to 879 code for a protein of 292 amino acids. Lineage: Eukaryota; Viridiplantae; Streptophyta; Magnoliopsida; Solanales; Solanaceae.